CGUUGCCAGCCGGCGAUCGCGCCGUGGGAUCUCAUCGAGGCGACGACGGCGAUGUCAAGGGAGGCGGCGAGGACGAGGAGCCGGGUCCUGGUGGUUGGCGCCACCGGCCGCCUCGGUGGAAGCAUCGCUCGGGCCAGCCUCGCCGCGGGUCACCCCACCUUCGCGCUCGUUCGGCCCCACCACUUCGCACGCCCCGAUUCCCCCGUGCUUGGGCCGCUCGUAGCCGCCGGCGCCACUCUGCUCCAGGGGUCACUGGAAGAUUACUCGAGCCUGCUCGAGGCGGUGUGUCAGGUGGACGUUGUCAUCUGCGCGGUGUCCACGAAGCAGGUGCUCGAGCAGAAGCCUCUGAUUCGGGCUAUAAAGGAAGCUGGAUGCGUGAAGAGAUUUAUUCCGGCAGAAUUUGGAGCAGAUCCAACAAAGGUUCAAAUUUGUGGCAUGGAUUAUGGCUUCUAUGAGAAGAAAAUUGAAAUCCGUCAUUCAAUAGAGAGUGAAGGCAUUCCUCAUACUUACAUAUGCUGCAACUUCUUUAUGCGCUAUUUGCUUCCUUCACUGGUGCAACCUGGGCUAGAUGCUCCUCCUAGAGAUGAAAUCAAAAUAUUUGGUGAAGGAAAUACUAAAGGUGUUUUUGUUAAAGAGAAUGAUGUUGCUAAAUUUACAAUAUGCACCAUAGAGGAUCCCAGAACAUUGAACAAGACGUUGUAUCUGAGACCUCCAGGAAAUGUCUUCUCAAUGAAUGAAUUGGCUGACCUCUGGGAGUCAAAACUCAAGAAAUCCCUGAAAAGGUUAUAUGUAACAGAAGAGCAACUUCUUAAAGAAAUCCAUGGUAAAUUGAAACUGCUAAAGGUUAAGUGGUAGUUAUAUUUGGGUUGCUUUUGUUAUAGCUCUGGUGUCCAUUGCAUUUUCUUGAAGUUCAAUCAGUUCCUUUUUCAAUUUAAGCUUUAAGCUACUGUCGUCAGAUAUAAUGUAGUUCAAGAUUGAUGAAGUUACCGAUGCAGUUUUCUGAUUUGCGAUUUACUGAUACUUCAUAAUUUAGUCAACCCAUUUCAGUUUUUCAUACGUUCACCUAAAUAGCUGCAAGUAUAUUUGAUCAUGGAGCAGAAGUUUGUUGUUAUGUCUACGAAAAAGAGUUGAAAAAACAUGAAGAAAGUGUGAAACCUCUCUUUCCUAGUUGCAAACUGCAAGUCAUUUUCUGAAAGACUUCUGUUUCAUGCAUAAAUCAUCUACUCUCAUUCUUCCUUUCUCCUCAUUGCAGAUGCUCCAUUUCCCUUGAAGAUGGAUUUAAUCUUUAUAUAUUCAGCGUUUGUUAAGGGUGACCACACGUAUUUUGAAAUUGACUUGUCAAUGGAAGGAACUCAACUGUAUCCCCAUGUAAAUUAUACAACAGUGAACGAGUACUUGGAUACUCUAGUUUAGGAUAUUUGUUCGGUUUAUAUCUUCCUUGUAAUAAGUCAAAAAUAAUGUUUUUUUUU
Zea mays is the source of this 1469-nucleotide messenger RNA. RefSeq lists its product as uncharacterized. The coding region runs from base 52 to 855 and encodes 267 amino acids. The transcript has 4 exons. NCBI's taxonomy places the organism in Eukaryota, Viridiplantae, Streptophyta, Magnoliopsida, Poales, Poaceae. Gene Ontology annotation, molecular function: oxidoreductase activity. The record is from RefSeq and is marked provisional.